Exophiala spinifera is the source of this 1260-nucleotide messenger RNA. RefSeq lists its product as uncharacterized. NCBI's taxonomy places the organism in Eukaryota, Fungi, Ascomycota, Eurotiomycetes, Chaetothyriales, Herpotrichiellaceae. Gene Ontology annotation, cellular component: cytoplasm. The transcript has 2 exons. Bases 1 to 1260 code for a protein of 419 amino acids. Gene Ontology annotation, molecular function: ethanolamine kinase activity; choline kinase activity. Gene Ontology annotation, biological process: phosphatidylcholine biosynthetic process; phosphatidylethanolamine biosynthetic process. The record is from RefSeq and is a predicted model, not a curated record.
AUGGGAGGACACCUUGAAUCUGGUCCUGGAAAUGGACAUGAACAGCCCACUUCUUCUCAGCUACAGUACCUCGAUCUCGCCUUUGACAGCAAAGACCUUGAUCAUUCUGCUCUCUCAUUAGCCUACAGAAUUCAGCCAAAGUGGCGGGACGCACCAGGCAAGAUCGAAAUCACCAAGUUUACCGAAGGCAUCACCAAUACGCUUCUCAAGCUGACCAAACAUGUCCCGGGCUAUUCUCAGAGUCAGCUAGAUCAGGACUCGAUUCUCCUGCGUGCCUACGGGAACAAUACCGAGAUACUCAUCGACCGAGACCGAGAAGCAAGUACACAUGCUUUGUGUGCCGACCGCGGAUUGGCGCCACCUUUGCUAGCAAGAUUUAGGAAUGGUCUGCUCUACAGAUACAUUCCUGGCCAAGUGUGUACUCCCCAAGACCUCAUCCGGGAGCCUGUAUGGCGCGCGGUCGCAGGGAGAUUGGGCCGGUGGCAUGCAAAAUUGCCCAUCAGUAAGGUGAAGAACGCUUCUCAUGAUACCAAUGGUCAUAAGGAGAAUGGCAUUCCUUCUGAGCAUACCAAAGCUCUGUGCGAUCCUGCCUCGAAAUUGCCUACCCCAAACAUUUGGUCAGUAAUGCGAAGAUGGAUUCACGCUCUGCCACACGAUUCCCCAAAGCACAAGGCCCGCAAAGAACUUCUCCAGCUUGAGCUCGAUCGAUCAUUUAACGAUCUGCAGAAUGACCAAGGCCCGGGGACAAGCGGACUCGUCUUUGGUCAUUGCGAUCUGCUGAGUGCCAACGUUAUCAUGCUGCCUAAGGACCCUAGUAGUGACGCAAACGACAAACUUGAGGUGUUCUUCAUCGACUACGAAUAUGCAGUACCAUGCCCGGCAGCCUUCGACAUUGCCAACCAUUUUGCGGAAUGGGGUGGUUAUGAUUGUGAUUAUACCAUGCUCCCCACCAAGUCCGUACGGCGCCAGUUUCUGCAAGACUAUCUCAAUUCGUUCAAAGCCCACAGCGACAAACCUGUCCCAGAAACCAUGCUUGACUUUUUGUGUGCAGAGGUCGAUAGAUACCGUGGUAUGCCUGGUUUCUACUGGGGCGUAUGGGCCCUGAUACAAGCUACAAUCUCGCAAAUUGAUUUUGAUUAUGCCUCGUACGCCGAAGUACGACUUGGCGAGUAUUUUGCUUGGAGAGCAGAAGAGAGCGGCAGUCGGGUCAAAGAGAACGGAGAGAUACCUCUGCGUGAGAAGAGAUGGGCAGAGCCUUGA